Aspergillus clavatus NRRL 1 is the source of this 411-nucleotide messenger RNA. RefSeq lists its product as uncharacterized. The transcript has 2 exons. NCBI's taxonomy places the organism in Eukaryota, Fungi, Ascomycota, Eurotiomycetes, Eurotiales, Aspergillaceae. The record is from RefSeq and is a predicted model, not a curated record. The coding region runs from base 1 to 411 and encodes 136 amino acids.
AUGUCUUGCCCUGUCCUGCCCACCCUCCGUCACUAUGGUCCUGACCCUAACAACCACCCGGACCAAAAAGAAUUAUCCAAUAUCAUCAGCGAUCUACACACUGGCUCUGACGGCAAUGCCCCCUUUGUCAUCGGUACCGAUGGUGUUCUCCGAACUCUCACACAAGACUGCGAUGUAAUGGAAGACAUGUUUCGCGGCGCGAUCGGAACGAAAGUGCCCCAGGAGCAGUGGUGGAAGCCAGAUCCAUCCUUAUUACCACCGCCACUGACGGCAGAGGAGAAAGCGCGGGUCAAGAAGAAUAAUGAGGAGAACAGGGAGAUCAUUGAGGAGAAUAUUAGGAAAAUGGAAAGUGGUGAGCUGAAGCCGUGUGGGGUUGUCAUUCGGUCAGAUUUUGAUAUUCGUCCUAGAUAG